This is a messenger RNA of Astrephomene gubernaculifera, 3174 nucleotides long. The record is from the annotation of a GenBank genome assembly. Lineage: Eukaryota; Viridiplantae; Chlorophyta; Chlorophyceae; Chlamydomonadales; Astrephomenaceae.
GUGAUACGCAAAGCCUUAACUUGUAUCGAUGAUGGCUAACAAAGUCGUAAGUAACUUUAGCGAAGCGUUGUUGCCUAGAGCCUGCUCUCUGCUAGUAGCAUCGGUACCCCUAUUAAUACCGGGUGUCAUUGUAGCGCUUUUGCCAGAAUGCCAUCGUCGCGUGUUACGCCUGAGGACGGCGCCGAGGGAGCCGCUGUGCUCAACAUCGGCCCAGCCAAGUAUAGCAAUGCACAGCUUGCAACCCUAACUUGGGAUAAGCUAAAUGUUACUACGAAGGAUGUGAAGGGAGGUACUCGCCAUAUCCUGAAGGAUGUCCGGGGCUACGUUGCUCCCAGGGACAUGCUUGCAAUUAUGGGUCCAUCGGGAUGUGGCAAGAGUACGCUUCUGGAUGGCUUAGCAGGUCGCCUGCCUGCCUCCGUUGAGCAGACUGGCGAGGUGCUUCUCAACGGCCACAAGAGCAUCCUCACGUUCGGCAGGACGGGAUAUGUGACGCAAGAUGAGGUACUGGUGGGCACGCUCACGGUGCGGGAGACGCUCACCUACGCGGCGCUGCUGCGGCUGCCGCGGAAGAUGGCGUAUGCGGAUAAGCUCGCGCGUGUAGACGACAUCAUCAAUGAGUUGGGACUGGAGGAGGCGCAACACACCAAGAUUGGCACACCCUUCAUAAAGGGUAUCAGCGGCGGUCAGAAGCGGCGUGUGGCUAUCGGCUGCGAGCUGAUCACGCACCCGGGGCUGCUGUUCCUGGAUGAGCCCACCUCGGGUCUUGACGCCGCUUCCGCCUUCUAUGUGAUGGCCAACAUCCGCACCCUGGCGGAGCACAACCGCACCGUUGUCACCGUCAUCCACCAGCCCUCAUCCGAGGUCUACGAGCUCUUCGACAAGCUGUGCCUGCUGUCAGCCGGUGAGGUGGUGUACUUUGGUCCGGCACCGGAUGCGCUCAAGAUGUUCGAGGACGCGGGGCUGCCCUGUCCGCCGCUGCGCAACCCCACCGACCACUUCCUGCACGUUAUCAACCGGGAUUUCAAGAGCGACCACGGCCCGGACCCUGAGGCCAAUAUCCGCAAGCUCAUCGACGUGUACAACAAUCGGCACGGCCCGCGUGUGGAGCAGGCGCUGCGAGAGCUGAGCAAGCCCGGCGAGGAGUACCGCUGCUCCGCCUGCAACGCCAACCCGCUCUACCAGGCGCUGGUGCUCACCCGCCGCAUGCUGACCAACAACUGGCGCAACAUUGCGGUGUUCUGGCUGAGGCUGGGCAUGUACAUCAUGCUGUGCAUCUGCAUUGGCACCAUCUACUACCACCUGGAUGCCAGCUGGGUGGGCACCUACAGCCGCGCCUCCAUGGUGUUCUUUGUGGUGGCCUUCCUCACCUUCAUGAGCAUCGCCGGCUUCCCCGCCUUCGUGGAGGACAUGGCGGUCUUCAUCCGCGAGCGCCUCAACGGCUACUACUCGGUGGCCACCUUUGCCAUCGCCAACACGCUGGCCUCCACGCCCUUCAUUUUUGGCAUUGCGGUGCUGUCCUCCGCGGUGGUGUACUGGCUCGUAGACCUGAACGACAGCGGCGACCGCUUCGUGUACUUCUUCGUCAACCUGUUUGUGAGCCUGACGGUGGUGGAGAGCAUGAUGAUGGCAAUCGCGGCGGUGGUGCCACACUACCUCAUGGGCAUUGCGGGCGGUGCGGGCAUCCUGGGCAUGUUCAUGCUGGUGUGCGGCUUCUUCCAGCCGGUGGGCGAGCUGCCGCAGCCCGUGUGGCGCUACCCGCUGCACUACAUGUCCUUCCACAGCUACGCCUUUGCUGGCUUCAUGCACAAUGAGUUUGGUGGCACCGACGGCUGGCUGUGCCCCUGCUAUGACCAAGCUGCGGGCUGCGGGCCGACAUACGAUGAGGACAACCUUUGCACGCUGAGCGGACAGGAGAUCCUGGACUACUGGACGGUCAACGGCCUCAACAAGUGGGUUGACGUGGCCAUCCAGUGCGCCAUGGUUGGCAUCUACCGCUUCCUGUUCUGGUUGGCGCUGGCGGCAAAGGAGUGGAUGCGCCACAAGUAGAUGAAGAGGCAAGUCAGGAGGUGUCCGGGUGAGCGGAGGGUGGGAACAAGGAGGUGUCAGGAUUGAUCUGAGGGAUUGUUUUGAAGGAGGCCGUUCCAACGUGGCUUUAUGUUGACACCAGGUAUCAUGUCGACAUCGCACCGCAAGGCCUCACUGUGCUCAUGUUGCUGGUCUAUCCGACCUUAUUGGUGGUUUGACGUUGCUCGCUAAAUGUCUGGUGCGCCGUAAUGGGAUUUCGCCGUGUGGCGAGGUGAGUCGAGGAGGACGCUGGCACCAACCAAGGCAUAAGCAUUGUCAAGUGUAUAGAGGUUUGGCAGGUUCUCCUACAUUUGCUUGAAUACGUGCACACGAUUGGGUCGAAGCGCCGAGGUAUGGGUCGUCUCUUGUGGCGAGGCGGUAUCUUGUCCACAGUUUACCGGUUUUCAGGCAACAAAACUGGCGUCGUCUGUACAUAGGGAAGCAGCUCCUUUGGUCCUGGUUACGACUGGGUAGGGCCGUGUGAAAGGGGUUUAGCUGGUGUCUAUCGUGAUUGUUAUUCCUCCACUUGUCCUGGCAUUCUCGGCUUUACUUCGUACUCGAAAGGCAUGAAAUGCGCAUGUAUCGCAGCUAUAUAUCCAUCAAUUCCUACCUGGACCCCGAUCGCAUUAAUAUGUUGACACGUUAGUCACUGUCCAAUCGGGGAACAGUAGUGACUGGGGGCCCGCUGUACGACGGCACGUUUGUUCGGAAUAGCACGUGACUCCACUUUUACACAUUUGCCUGUUCAAACUUUGGCAACGGCUAAUCCACAACUUCCCUGUCGUCAUUCUUUUGACAAGGUUAAACUGCAGUUUGCAGGUGUUGGUGUGGAUAUGGAUGGGCGGCGGUUGUCGGCGGUUGGUCCAUGUUUGCGAGUCAGGUCCGGCAUCGCAACGCGUUUCGUUGGCUGUGCUCACCCCUCCUGGCACGCCGGUAGUUAGGACUGUCUGGGUAAAGAGACGUGGUUACUGUAAUUUGGACUUGAGUCGAGGCGUGCGGAGGCAGGGGCGUAACAGCUUGCAAUGGGCUGCUACUUUACAGCCCCUUGCUACCGCAUGCGCUGCAGAGCCAUGCCGUAUGUUGCCGUACAUGUUACCAUACACGCCUUAA